Didymella exigua CBS 183.55 is the source of this 1221-nucleotide messenger RNA. Its product is annotated as glycoside hydrolase family 18 protein. Gene Ontology annotation, cellular component: extracellular region. NCBI's taxonomy places the organism in Eukaryota, Fungi, Ascomycota, Dothideomycetes, Pleosporales, Didymellaceae. The transcript is spliced from 4 exons. The record is from RefSeq and is a predicted model, not a curated record. Gene Ontology annotation, biological process: chitin catabolic process; carbohydrate metabolic process. Gene Ontology annotation, molecular function: chitinase activity; chitin binding. The coding region runs from base 41 to 1108 and encodes 355 amino acids.
ACUCCAUCACGACACCUAUUUCUCAACACCACCUCCAGAAAUGUAUUGGAAUGGCGUUUACUAUCCAAACUGGCGCAUCUAUCGCGACCAGCCACCGUCGGUCCUGAACUUCAAUGUUAUCUCCCAUGUAUUCUAUGCCUUUGCCUGGGUGAAGGAAGACGGCACAGUAUACCUCAGCGACGAGUGGGCCGACGCUCAGAUUGAUGUUCCAGCCUUCGAAGAUGUCCCUGCCACUAAGGGCGCCCUGAACUCUCUUGCCGAGCUGAAGAAGAAGUACAACCAACUGAAGGUAGUGCUCUCGGUCGGAGGCGGGGGCGAGGGUAGCAAACCCUUCGCUGGAGUUGCCUGUGAUCCAGCCAAGCGUGAUCAGUUCGCACGGUCAUCGCUGGAACUGGUACAACGAUUCGGGAUCGACGGCAUCGACAUCGAUUGGGAACACCCUGAGGACCGAAGCCAGGGUGAAGACUACAUCCAGCUGCUGGCAGCACUACGACAGUACCUACCUGCACCCCAGUACACUCUUUCGUCAGCCCUCCCAGCUGGCGAGUGGGCUUUGCAACACAUCAACUUACACCAGGCCUCCUAUUAUCUCGACAUGAUCAAUCUCAUGGCCUACGACUACUCUGGUCCUUGGGUGAAAAAGUGUGGUCACCAAGCCCAGCUCUUCACACCUCAGUCCCCACACAGUCCUGAAGCUGCGAUCUCAUGCCACUCUGCUGUAUCAUACAUGCAGCGACAAGGAGUCCCUGCCAACAAGAUCAACAUGGGUGUUCCGGCUUACGGUCGAUCUUUCACUGGAACUAAUGGUGUCGGCCACUCUUUCUCGGGUCAAGCGGGCGAGGAAGGCACAUUCGAGUACAAGGAUCUGCCCCAACCCGGGUCUGAAGAGCAUGUCGAUGAGCAUGUCGGCGCAGCCUAUUGCAUGGGCGGUGAUGGUGGCUUCGUUACCUAUGACAACCCGCACACAGUCAGGAUGAAGGCCAACUACGUUCGACAGAACGGACUAGGAGGUCUCUUUUACUGGACUGGUACUGGUGAUGCGAGCUCGAUUGACAACAAGGAUCGCAGUCUGGUAUGGAAUGGCUUCCUCGGUCUCUUCCCUCAAUAGCUUCAAUCCUUGUCAGCUCACGGUCCUUGAGCAGCUACAGUUUAUCUUGAAUAUCGUGUACAAAAGUCAUAGCGUAGCAUAGCGACAUCACCAAAUCCAUGACCAUGUCCAGA